Synchiropus splendidus (mandarinfish) is the source of this 8724-nucleotide messenger RNA. Its product is annotated as gastrula zinc finger protein xFG20-1. The record is from RefSeq and is a predicted model, not a curated record. Gene Ontology annotation, biological process: regulation of transcription by RNA polymerase II. Gene Ontology annotation, cellular component: nucleus. Lineage: Eukaryota; Metazoa; Chordata; Actinopteri; Syngnathiformes; Callionymidae. Gene Ontology annotation, molecular function: DNA-binding transcription factor activity, RNA polymerase II-specific; RNA polymerase II cis-regulatory region sequence-specific DNA binding. The transcript is spliced from 3 exons. Bases 945 to 5579 code for a protein of 1544 amino acids.
GUUUAAUGUUUGUUUACGGGAGCGCAAACCCACAACACACUGCCGCCAUCAACCCGAAUUGUCCGUCAGCCCCGCUGGUGAUACCCGGAAAUAUUACAGGGCCGGAAAGGACCGAUGUUCAGGGAGCACACGUCACUCACUUUUACCCAAAAAUAUUACCACCGACCACCCCGGUCCUCGCCGACGAGCUCAACUGCUAAAGGAGCCCAGUCGGUGCACGCGCCAGAGCCCCAGGGCAUGAAUGCCGUGGCGACCGUCGCCGUCCAUUUGUGGGGGAUCGUCUGGCCAGCCCUCUGAAAAUGGCUAACGCCUGGAAAACAGCACGCAAGAAUGGAAGCAGGCGGCAGCCACAGCUAGGCAGCUCAAAGGCGUGACAGGCCUCAUCCAUCUGCAGCGGGGCUCCACCACCUGAUGUCGAGGAGAAAUGAUUCCCGAAACAAUCAGAGGCUGUCAAAAAACGAUCAUCUCUGUGUGAGGGAGGGAAGCGCGUCUGCAGGUUGAAGGGAUCGAUGAGAGAACUCAGUUCGGAUGUGAGCUUCAGGAACGUCUUGGCUGAACUCAGAGGUGGAAUCUUGCUUAGAGGAAGGAAAAUGUCAAUGCAGUAACUCUUAAUGGAUACAACAAGAUGACAUUUGAACUGCGUCUCAGCAGAAGUUUUUCUUAGUUAGACGGAACUUACCACAAAGACUUUUCUUUAUGUCAUCUUCCCAGCUGCCCCAAUGCUUUUGGAAAUAAUUUGCGAGCAAGCGGGAGUAACAUCAGCUGAAUUGUAGAGUUCCAAGAGGAGAUCUGUAGAGUCAUCAGACUUUGAAAUAGAGCCGGAAGAAACUAGCAUAAGCAUCUUUAACCAAACACUUGAUGAUCAACAGUUGGUGUUUGAAUUGUUGAUCCGCUCCUAGCUCUGGAGGUUUGACUCUGCACCCCCAUAUGCCAGUGAGUGGGAAAUGUUCCAAUUUGGAAAGUACAAUUUGGACAUUAUAGAGAUGUUAAGUGGGCACCAGGCUCACCAGUUCAAAGGCCUUGGCUUAGAUCGACAACUACAGCAUCAACAGCAAGUCCAACUUCACCAGCAUCAACUUCAACAGCAGCAGCAGCAGCAGCAGCAGCAAGCUGAGUCAUCUGGAGCUCUUCUGUCUGGACUUGGCUUGGGACCCCUGCAGGGGUCAAGAGGUAACGCCUUUUCUGAUUCUGCCUCCAUUUUUGCCAAGAUGAGUGCCCCUCCUCCCCCACCUUUACAACAACCGCCUUCCUCAUCUCAGACCUCUCGUUCAAAGUCAAGCAAGAUGAGCAGCAGCAGCUCAAGCCACUCUCCAGGCUACCCACAGUUCCUGCGCUCUUUCCACCCGUCUGAGGCAGCACUAGUACAGGACCAGUUACAUCCAGGUGUAGGCCGCUUUGAGCACUUUGCUGGGGGAAGUAGCAGUAGUGGUAGUGCUGGGGGCUUAGGAGGAUUAGUAACGUCAGCACCUCCACCCCCUCCUCCUUUACAUCCUGGGCUCUCUGUUCCUCAAGCAUCACCUGGCCACUCCUCUCCCUCUCCUUCCCCUUCGACCUCUGUGGCCACCUCUAAUAACCCCUCGAGCAGCAGUGCAGUCAGCUCUUUGGGUCACCAGUUGGUUGGUGCCCAAUCUGAUGCACGAAGCCUUCACCAACAGUUUAGUUGUAUGUUAGCUGCUAAUCAAUAUUUUCUUUCUGGUGUGCCAGCCAAUGCAAGUUUAGAGCAAUUUCUUGUCCAACAGGGUACCCAUAAUCAUUUAGGGCUUGGUUUAAGUCAAGCAGGUGGGGAACCUAAUACUAGUAUAGCUCAACCUCCUGCAUUGCAUUCUUCACACUCACAUGGCCACACGUCUACACAGCAAGCCACACAACAGCCAGCCCAACAACAACAACAACAGCUUCCACCUCAUACGCUUUCUCAUUCUCACGCACAUUCUCAUCCCCACCACCCACUCCAUCCAGGUUCUCAGCCUUCAUCACUUGGUGGCUUUGACUUCCAGGGCAUCCCUGUACUGUCAUCUAAUCAGAUAGCUUCCCUCAUGCAGCAGGAUGCAGGUUUACCACUUCCUCUGCCACUCCAUUUAUCGUUAUCGAAGGAUGAUGGUAAAGGGGAAAACAGUGGAGGAGGAAGUAGUCAUAGCAGCAGUAGCAGCAGUAGUAGGAGGAAAAAGGCAAUGGCAGGCUACUUGCCUCAGAGAAAGUCAGAUAGCACUAGUAAUGGUGGCAAUAGCCACAGCAGCAACUCAAGCACAAGUAGUAGUAGUAGUGGCCUUAGUCAGCCACCUGCUUUGAUUGGAAGUGGGGGUAGCAUGUCAAAUUUGGGUAGAGACGCAUCCUCUCUACUUGCUGCAUCAUCGUCAUCCUCAUCAGUGGUAUCUUCGUCCUCCUCUGCAGCUCCCUCUUCCACUGUGGCCUCAGUACUUGUUACGAAUAAUUCUCACCUUUCUAAAUCUGAUAACCAUAGCGCCAUGCAGCACAGUAGAACAGAAACGGACACAGAGCCCCUUUAUAGUUGUGGAGAGUGUGGAAAAAGCUUCCCCCACCUUUCCAGUCUCCGCAGGCAUAUGCGCAUGCAUGAGCCUACUGCAGCAGGUACUAGCAAAAGUGCCAAUACAGGCCCAAAUCCUGUCCACAUUAAAACUCAGACAGACCCAAGUCUCCCUCAUUCGACCCAAGACAAUCCCCAACCAUCAUCCAAUUCCUGCCCGAGCCCAGACAAAAUAUUCAAUUGCCCUGAUUGUGGCAAAAGUUUUAAGAAAAAAGGGCACCUUUUGCAGCAUGGCGUAUUACACUCAUCGGCUCGCCCAUAUGGCUGCUCAACCUGCUCGCGGGCAUUUAAUCGUAGAGAGUCACUGACACGGCAUGAGAAGAUACAUGAGGAAAAGCCAUUCAGAUGUCCAGCUUGUGGUCGUGCCUUUCGUGAGAGCACCUCUCUACUCAACCAUGCUGCCUCAGGCACCUGCGGCAAGCCCGGUAGGGGACCCAGACAACGAGGCGGCAAAACUGGGAGUGAUGGUGAGGACAGAGUUGGGGGAGAGAGUGGAGUUGGUAACGGAGGAGGGGGAACUUAUCAAAGCAAUAGGGGGAUUAUUUAUGGGAAAACUGAAGAGGAUAAGGGUUUGAUAAAUGUGGUGGAAGCUGAACAAAAGUCAGGUUUAGGAUGUGAUGAACUGUUUCAGUCUGCAAGGGGAGGGAAUUCAAAUGACAGAGACAGAACUGAUACUAAAUACCCCACUGACUACUCUCGGAAUCGUUACACAGGCUACCAUGAUGAUCACCGUUCUCAAGGUAAUCCAUCUCCAUGCUACUCUGGUGCCUCCCCCUGUGGAAGUGGGAUGGCCGGCCCAGCUCUAAGAAAGGCACCCUUGGCCCCAACACUUCAUCCCCACUCUCAGAGCCACAGCCAGCACCACCAUCCUCAGCAACAACCCCAUCUGCCUCUUUCUUCUCUUCUGGAUGACUCGGAGGAUGAUGUUACUAGCUCAGUCAAUAAUGCAAUCUCUGCCAUAACGGCGGCCAGCGACAAUGGAAAUAGAGAUGAUAGGGGAGAUAUAAUUGGAGGCCUUCUUGGUGGUCUUGGCUUAGGUCCAUUGGGCUCUCCUUCAUCAACGACUGGCAUGGAUAAGAACUUCAGAGGUGGUGGGAACCAGGAGGCAAUGAACAACAACCCACAAAAUCCCACUGGAAAGCCAAAACGCCCCCGGAAGCCCAGAGCUAAAAAAGAUCCAACAGCUGAUGGACAGCUACCAAAGCGUAGGCAGUACACUCCCAGAAUGGGACCUGGUGGACUUCCACGCACUCACCUGUGCAGUGUCUGCGGUAAGGGGUUUGCACGUCGCGAAACUUUACGCAGGCAUGAUCGCAUACACACUGGAGAAAAGCCUCAUCACUGUACUGUCUGUGGAAAGUAUUUCAGAGAAGCUUUUCAUCUCAGCAAACAUCAAACAGUCCACUCUGGUGCGAAAAACUACAAAUGCAGCAUCUGUGGCAAAGAGUUUGGCUACUCCCAGAGUCUACGGAGGCAUAGCAAACUUCAUCAGAAAGGUGAAGUGGAGGAGGUGCCCACGACACCAGCUGAACAGACCCUCAAUAGCUUUAACCCCAACCCUCAAUGUAGCGUGGCCCAAGACAGGAGCCAGAACCAAGUCCCCAGCACCUCAUCUUAUUACUCCUACCCUCAAGAUGUCAAGCCACAAGACAGUAAUCCACAGCCUCCGCCGCCACCUGAACAGCAUUCACAGCCACCACCACGACUUUACACCUGUGCUAUAUGUUGGAAGUCGUUCCGUCAUCAUUUCCACUUGACUGCACAUCACCAAACCGUUCAUGGAGAGGGAAACGAAAAGCUCUUCUGCUGCGAAGUAUGUGGGAAAGCUUUUGCUUAUGCCAAUAGCCUGACUCGACAUAGGCAGUCACAACAUGGCAUUACCCGCACAGACCAGCCCAACACUCAAGAGGGCAAUGAGGUCUCAGGAGACAACAGAACUGCCGAACAGGCGCAGUCAGAGAACGAGGCAGCCACCAAUGCUCUGCUCCAAAUGGCUCCAUCUUCAGAAGAGCAUGGGGCACAAAGUCUAAGUGUUGUGACUCAAAGCCACCAGAUGGCCCCUCCACAACCACCACCUGGCUAUUCUUCCCUCUUUUAUGAUACAUCAGCAGUUCACUCCUCUGCCUCUAGCAACCAGUCCUACUCGCAGCCUUUGCCUCCAAACUCAACAAUUAUGCCCCCGCAACACCCUCACUCACCUGCUGGGGUGAAAGGAGAGCACAUAUAUCCAGCUGGAUCCCGUAGCCGCACGCUCCACACCACUGCCCCGUUCCAGCCCCUAACGGAACUGCCAUCCACUGAGCAUCAUCAUCUGCAUCAUCAUCUUCAUCACUCCCACCAUCAUCCUCAUCAUCAGUUAGUUGCCCAGUCCCACCAAAACAUUGACUACAGCAUCCAGCCAUCACAUGACGAAAUGAGACGGCACAAGAAGAAAAAAAAAAAGUCCGACAGGAAGGAAUGGAGGGAGAAUAAGUGGGAAUCCCCAAAUUUAGACAACCUCUACGGGGGUGUCAAGAAAAAAAAGAUAAAUUGUACCGUAAGAGGGCAAUUUAACAAAAAACAAGGUUCCCUUCGCCUGACAAUCCGGCGGGGGGGAUCAGGUGGUGGUGGGUAUAAGCUUGUUAACACUGGAGGAAUGAAGGUUCAAAUCCUAUCAUCGCUGAAAGUUCCUGUGAAACGUUUUGGAUGUCCAAUAUGCCCCAAUUCUGUGUUUUCUCGCAAAGCCGGACUGCUUGUCCACAUGGCGGUUAAACACCCAAUAAAAGCUACGACUGCUCUUGAGCGCCUUCAGUGCUGUGUAUGUGGAAAGCAAUCUCACAGGCCAUUGGCAGCCUUCAUCCAUCGGUCAGUCCAUCGUGCCAGAGGAACUUUCUCCUGCCAACACUGCAGUGCAUGCUUCUGGAAUGCUAAACUUCUCAACCGGCACAAUGUUUCCUACCAUCGAAGGGCUAAGGGAUUGCAACAAGGAAAUUCCAAAAAGCUUUCAGACAGGCCUGAAGGAGAGUCGGACCCACUGGGGCCAUACAGAUACUGAGUACCCAUAUUUCUGUUGUGUGGCGAAAGAGAUAUUUCAAGUAAGACCUGAGGAGAAGAGAAAUGUUUCCAGGUGUCUUGUUUUGGCAUCAAUUCUGUUGACUAUUAGUGUGUUAAGAACUACUGUAGAGCAUCCUGUUAUGUUCAAAUAUUCUUCCAGGUUGUAUUGGGAGGCAUUUUAAAGAUGUGACUGUUUUCUUAGGAUCUAACCCCUUAAGUGCAUUGACACUAUGCUUUGCUGACACUGUGCAGUUACUAGACAGAUUUAGGUGAAAAUACCUGCUAAUGUAUCUCUGCUACCUAUAUCUUACUAUUAUCCCUACUACACCGUUUGCUGUAUGAUAAAGGUCUCUGCUGUGUAUUUUGUCUUGUUGUUCACUUAGCAUCGAGGUUCUUUUUAUGUAAAGUGCAUUAAUUAGAGUUAGGGACACGGGGAAAGAUAUAACAGUUUGUCAAUGCAUGUUUGUUCAAUGGUCACGUUUUUUGCUGAGGUGAUAUCACUCUUACAAUAUGUGAUGACUUAUACAGUAUAUCCUCAAAGGUUUGUGGUGUUCACUUGAUUUGAGGGAUUUUCUAUGGCCCCUGAUGAUAUGUCAAAGGUGGCUAGUAAUAACUUUAAAUACCCCUGUCCUGCCAAAAUGAAGAAAGUCAUAAAAAGCCUUGUUCAUUAUGUUAUUUUAUUUCUAGCUUUUAUACCAGGAGAUUAAAAACAAGUGGGCUAUUACAAUGUGUUAAUAUAAUGUUAUUUGUAUGCUCCUUUUUAAGGGUAAUCGUUUCUACAGUAAGUCACGGUGUGUUAAAGACAUGGACCUAUCUCAACGUUGCAAUGUUGCAUUUCAUGUAUUUAUGUAUGUCAUGUCACUAUGGUUCUCCACUGCGGUCUGUUGCUCAUUAGCAAUCCUGUUUUCCAACAUUUUAUCUCCUAUUGGCAAACCAUGUUUAAGGUUCACACCAUGUUUCACACCUUCCAAUUUUUGUUGUUUUUGUUCCUCAAGAUAAAAUUUUCUAGUUUAAGUAGAUUUCUAUCACGAUUUACUGAAAGUCAGUAGUUGAUUUCAUUAAUUAAUAAAUCAUGAGUGUAGACUUUGUUUCCUCUGGGUUUUAUAUUAAAAUGUGAUGAACUUCACCUAUAGUUUGGAAUUGUCAGCUUUAUCCAUUUCAUUUUUCCUGUUGGGUUUCGACAAAAAAAAGGUUAUGCAAAGUCAGUCCCACCGUUCUUCCACUAGGUGGCAGUGAACAACACAUGUAAUGUAAACAUGUUCCUGUGUGGAGUUCAAGUCACAUGGAUUUGUCAGUGACAGUAGGUAGGUAGGUAGGUAGGUAGGCGAGGUUUGUUUUCACCCAUGUCUGAUUAUAAGACGCCCCUUGGCUUAUCCAGGUUGUAUUGUAUGACUUAAAUUCAGCAUACAGUUGAAGGUUUAUAUUAAAACUGUGCGAAGGACAAGCUGGUGUGUGUAAUUAUAGUUAUGAUUUUGAUGACACUAAUCUAUAUCAGCCUGGAUACACUUGCUUUAAAUUGUACAGUGUCUGGGCUCAUGUCUGAGUGGUUCAAGUGAGGAAAAGUGUCACAGCAACAGAGUUGUUUGCUGAUGGAACCUGUCCAUUUACAUUGGGAUUUAAGGCUGGAGUGUAUUUGCAGAUCUGAAAAACUGAAACUACAAGUUUGUUACCCUUUUUCUAUGUUUGAGCAUCAGAGCUAUGCCAUAGUCUUGAUGUAAGAAGGUCAUUAGGACUCUUUCCACCGCAAACAUAACCUGUAGUAGCUUAUGUUGUUCCAUCUAUUUGUAUGUCUACAUAUAGUUACCAUAUAAUGAUAUUUGGAAGGUCAGACAUAACUGUUCCAUUCAGUCACUUGUCUUAUACAGCAUGAUCAGUGUCACGUUAAAAAACAAAACGACAUUUCAGAUAGAAGGUGGUUGACUGAUCUAAUACCCCAAAGUAGCACCUUGAAAAAUAGGUAUUUGUUCGUAGUUCUCGUUCUUCAAUAUUCAACAUCUACUCUUUAAAUCAGGGCCCAAGAAAGCUGUUGCAGCUAGAAUCAGCUAUAGGAUCUGUUCACGUUGGCCUGGUUUUGCUCUUAAUAUUAAAUCUUAUUUACCUUUACCUUAUUUUCUACUCACUGUCCUGGGGUUUGUGUUAAUGUGAGAAUGACUGUUGAUCAAUGGUUGAAAAUACUAUUUAAAGAAGGCAUGCAGGUCAACAUAGCAUUGUUCACAUGCCGGCAAAGUGUGGACACCUGUUAGAAAACACACUAGCUAUUAUUAAAUUCCUUGCCAAUUAACAGUCAAGAAUCAGAAAUUAUGAUGUUGUUGAGAGUGAUCUGUAGUCAGGUUUAGCAACACACUAACUAAAAUAAUAUUGUUGAUUAUAUUAAGUGACAAAUGACAGCAGUCCACAGUUUUGCUACUAAAGACUAUGGCGAAUAUAUUGGCUGAACUGAUGUUAUCCAGAAGGCAACAGACUCUGUGUGACUGUGUUUAUUGCCCUGAGCAUGGGAUGUACACAGAAAGUACACAGUGUUCGUCUGCACUGUGGGUUCCCCAUGUGCUGCUCAGUAACUCAAGUCCAUCAGCUGUUUACAUGUCGACUUGUGUCCGCCCCUCUACGGGACAAACAGUAAAAUUCCUGCGUCGCGCUGCCACGCAUGUGCUCUGCGAGUGUACAGUGGAGCGGGCCACCCUCGCGCCUUUCCUCGCUCCUGCUGUCACGCGGCAGGGGCAUGCACAGGGAGACUCCUCGCGGGCGGGUGUGUUCGACCUACUUCUGUCCAAUCAGCGCCACUUGCGCGCGGGCCGACCGGCCGCGGCGACCAAUCAGCGCGAGAGCCGCUUCGUCUGGCUUCGUCCCUGCGUGUCAGGUACACGUGAGCCUUAGCUAUUGUGCACAGGCGGGCAACGUGCUGGAGAAUUCCUGUCUCCAAAAAAACUCUCACGUUUUCUCUGGAUUUCAAGGAAGUGAGUAAAGCCACGCUACCGUGCACGUCUGGCACUGUCAGCGCCUGUGUAUUGUAAAAUCCCAAAUGCAUUCACCUCGUAAUUCAUUUUUCAUACGUCUGACAGUUGCUGUGUUAGUGUUCAACCUUUCUCUCGGUGAGCAUCUUAAGCCCUCGUUUGGUCCAUAAACACACAUGGCUGACUGUGUACCUG